UUUUUUCUUUGUUUACUUCGUUUACAUUUCUCCCGCUUGUCUUGUCCAUUAAGCUGACUAUUACGAAGUGUUUAUGUAACUUUACAGAAGACAGAUCCGGACAUAAAUCGGAUACACGCCGCACCUAACGCGAGUUGAUGCCUAAGGCAAGAAAUGCAUCGCCACCUUUCGAUAGGCUUCUAUCAAAUCGGGAUACCGCUGGCUGCCCAAAGCUUUCAGCGAACACAUCAUUCAAGCGUCUUUGCCUUAAGUCCGACUCAUAUAUAGUUCAACUAUUGCGCACUUGACAAGCAACCAGUUCCCGAUAUCCCUUUCCUACACACUUUUAUUUUGGAGGGCCUAAGACGUGAUAAGGCAGCCUCUUAGCACAUCUCACAAAUUCAGCCCUGCAAUACCUUCGCUGGCAUUUUCGUCAACAGCACAUAUCAAUCACACAACAUCCCGAUCAAAAUGUCCGACGACUGGGACUCCGUGACUAAGAUUGGAAGCAGGGUCCGUGGCGGACCUUCUGCUCCAAAAGAGAAGGUUAUCAAAGGAGAGGCUGCUCUCAAUGCAGCUCGUCGCACGGGCGCUCCCAUCAUCACAGAGAAGAAAUUCACGACAGCGAACCAGAACAAAGGUGUGGAGGGACAGCACCUGACAAAGGUAGACCGUUCAGACGAUAUCAUAAAGCCCAAGACAGUGGGCACGGAAGUGGGCAACGCGAUCAAGAAGGCGCGCGCCGAGGCCAAGAAUGACAAGGGCCAGCCGAUGACACAGAAGGAUCUAGCGACCAAAAUCAAUCAGACGCCUACCGUGGUGGCUGACUUCGAGCGAGGCACUGCAGCGCCCAACGAGAAGAUUCUAAGCGACAUGGAGCGCGUGCUCAAGGUGUAUCUAAGAGGGAAGAAUAUUGGCGAGCCCAAGGUGUUUGGAAAGAAGAAGACUUGAGCGUGGCAUUAUUUUCUCGUCCUCGGACGUGCUCGUGGUUGGAUGAACGCGAUGCGAGGAUUGAUACAUAAGAGCUCGACGCUUGCAGACGUCUACGAUAUUAUAUAUAUUCAUGUUUUCACAGAGACAGACACACAUAUAUAUACAUAUACGUAGUGGUGCGUGGGGCACAGAUUGUAGGAAUAGGCUAGGGCACUGGCGGCACAACGGUCAAACAUGGCCUUUUUGUGUGCAUUGCAGCCUAUGUCGACAUGCACCCUCCAAAAGCACUCUGAUGGUCUUCUUCCUCGGACGGGCAUUGCAACGCAGGAGUUUUUGUUUUGGGCCGUAGACAAACUCAUAGAUCGACACUUGAAUGCGCGGACAAAUAGACAUGAAAUACGACGGCAUCUCACAAGGAACAAGAUCACAAUCAAAGCAGAGUGAAACGCGGUGAACGAC
This is a messenger RNA of Verruconis gallopava, 1371 nucleotides long. RefSeq lists its product as uncharacterized. Gene Ontology annotation, cellular component: nucleus. Bases 451 to 930 code for a protein of 159 amino acids. Gene Ontology annotation, molecular function: DNA binding. Lineage: Eukaryota; Fungi; Ascomycota; Dothideomycetes; Venturiales; Sympoventuriaceae. The record is from RefSeq and is a predicted model, not a curated record. The transcript is spliced from 2 exons.